Drosophila rhopaloa is the source of this 1340-nucleotide messenger RNA. Its product is annotated as serine protease inhibitor 77Ba-like. The record is from RefSeq and is a predicted model, not a curated record. Gene Ontology annotation, molecular function: serine-type endopeptidase inhibitor activity. The coding region runs from base 69 to 1289 and encodes 406 amino acids. The transcript has 4 exons. Lineage: Eukaryota; Metazoa; Arthropoda; Insecta; Diptera; Drosophilidae.
GUCUCGGGCGCAAAACUAAUUUAAGAAUAAAACAGUAAUAAUAUUCUUGAUCAGCACCUGCAUAACACAUGAUGUUGGGGCUCCCAUUGCUUUUGGUCUCAAUUGUCCUUUUUUUGGCGCAGGAACAAUAUGCCCAGUCGGCGCUGGACACCCUCUCAAAGGGAGUUGAGGAUUUCUCCUUUGAUCUCUUGCAACGCAUUGCCGUGGAGACCCAGAAGUCAAACAAGAACUUCAUGAUAUCGCCCUUCUCUGUGUGGUCCCUGCUGGUGCUCCUCUACGAGGGAUCGGAAGGGGAAACCCUCAGCCAGCUGCGCCAGGCCUUGCGCAUUAAUGUGGAGGAUGAAACACUGCGCAGUUUCUACAGGGCGCGGAACCAAUUUCUCAAUACCAAAAAGGCCGGAGUCGAGGUGGGCUCGCUGCUGGCCGUGUACACCGACAAGAGUUUUUCGAUCAUGAAAGGCUACCGGGAUACCAUACAGAGCUACAGUGCUCAGACCGAGGAGGUGGACUUCAGCAGAGCGGAUACGGUACGUCGGAUCAACGAUGCCAUCGAUCGCAGCACCCGAGGUCUCAUAAAAAACUCUGUGAAGCAACAAGAUUUGUACGGAGCCAAGAUGUUCCUGCUUUCCGCCCUAUACUUCAAGGGCCAGUGGACGUUCGCCUUCAACCCAGCGAUGACAAAAAUCCAACCGUUCCACAAUGAGAACGGUGCUGUUGUCGCCCAGAUACCCAUGAUGAUACAGGAAGCGGCCUUCGCCUACUCCUCCAAUGUACGGGGUCUGGGUGGUCAAGUUCUUGAGUUGCCGUACGGCUCGCUGGAAUGGAUGUCGAUGAUCGUGGUGCUGCCCGACCCAGGAGUUACACUGAACACCUUGGCCAAUAAUCUGAAGACCGUCGGACUGCAACCCAUUCUUCAGGAGCUGGCUGAAUACAAAACAAAGUAUGGGACCGACGAGGUGGAGGUUAUGGUGCCUAAGUUCGAAACAGCCACGGAUAUUUCACUGAAGGAAAUCCUAAGCCAGAUGGGCAUCCGGGAUCUAUUCGAUGAAAAAACCGCUAACCUGGGCCGCAUGGCGCCGGGAUUGUUUGCCUCGCUCUGCAAGCACUCUUCCAAGAUCAUCGUCAACGAGCAGGGCACCACGGCCGCAGCGGUCACGCAAGCGUCGAUAUUCAACAGGUUCGGUUCAACUCCAAUUCUAUUAAACAGGCCCUUCCAAUACAUGAUCGUGGAGAAGGAAACUGGCCUUUUGCUCUUCGCCGGUCAAGUAUGGAACCCAAAGGCUUCUUAGCAAAUUGAACCAGUUCAUACCCGUGCCACAAUAAAUACGUUACUCAAAACA